AUGGGGGACUAUGCAGCACUUCAACUGGACACGCGUCUGCGACGACUGUAUCCGACACGGCUGCCCAUCAUGACACGCUGCCCACCAGGAGAAGUGAUUGUUCGUGUUGCCUAUGCUGGCAUCUGCCACACUGAUCUUGCCAUUCUGCAGGGUGAUUUUCAAAUAGACUGUGAUCGGCUUGUUCUUGGACAUGAAAUAAGUGGAAUUGUCUCAGGUGUUGGCAAAGAAGUUAAUUGGUUGAGAAUUGGGGACAAGGUCGCUGUGAAUCCAAACAGCAAAUGCGAGCGAUGUGCAGUUUGUCUUCAUGAGGAAAUGGGUGCACCUGCGGAAGCAAGUGUAGGUGUGGAACGAGAUGGAGGCUGGGCAGAGUUCUGCCUAGUGCCACAGUCGCAGUUACACUUGCUGCCAUCAGACGUCCCUCUCAAACAAGGUGUGCUAUGUGAGAGUCUCUCAUGCGUGGCUCAUGCAUGGGAACAUGUGACACCACUUCCACACAGUGCACGUGUUGCUGUGCUUGGCACUGACCUGGUGGGCUGUCUUACUGCCAGCCUGCUGCACGUACAGGGCUACCGCCAUGUCACAUUGUGUGAACAUUCUGAGGCUGCCCGCCAGAGAGCCCACAGUCUCGGCCUUGGGUAUGAGAUGAUAGAUCAUAAUGAACUCUGUAACAAGACUUUUGAUUUGGCAAUUGACUGUACAGGAGAUGCCAUGAUCCAGCAAGAAGCAGCCCAUGCAUUAGGUUUUGGAGGACACCUUCUCAUUUUCAGAUCAAACUCUGUGAAGGACAGACUAUGCCUGUCACCAUUUAAUAUUUUCACAAAUGAGAUAAAAGUCACUGGUUCCCUUAUCAAUCCUUAUGCCUUUGGGAAGGCUCUAACUUGGGCUUCAGUGUUGGGGCACAGGUAUCUUGAUUUCAACAAAUUGGGUGUUGUCUCAUACCCAUUAAAAGAGUACCAAGAAGCUCUUGAGACAGCAAAGAGUGAUGAUGCAGCAAAAGUAGUCUUUGAGUUUGAUGUUUCUGAUGUACCGACUCCAUAA
Molecule: messenger RNA, 1038 nt
Organism: Schistocerca americana (American grasshopper)
Lineage: Eukaryota; Metazoa; Arthropoda; Insecta; Orthoptera; Acrididae
Product: D-altritol 5-dehydrogenase-like
Exons: 7
Coding region: 1-1038 (345 amino acids)
Molecular function (GO): zinc ion binding; oxidoreductase activity
Source: RefSeq, a predicted model, not a curated record